ACUGUGUGACCCUGGGAAUCCAGUCUCCAUCAGAUGCCUCAUGUGUCGUUUAAUGUCUGUCAUUUUGUUACAGCUGCUAAAUUUGUGCAACUUUUUCACAGUGGAUGGUGUGUACUGUAUAUGGAAUGAGCUGCCAGAGGAUGCAGUCGAGAGCAUUAUUAUUUGGGAAGGUGAAGAUUUGAACAGGAGAGAAAAUUUGAUAUCUUCAAGAGUGGAAAUGGACACAGUUCAGGGUGUUCAGCAGAAACACAAGGAGUUGCUCUGGGUACAAACUGAGAAACUGAAAGUGAACACAAUUCUAAUGAAGGAGAAGGUGAAGAUUUUCCAGCUUGUUGAUCAGUACACGGAGUUAACGCUCAUCUCUAAUGGACGAGAUCGGACAGUUGUAGAACAUGAACUGCUGGCACGAGGCCGACACCAUGAGAGGUGCAGAGAGAAACAUCUCCAGAGAGAACUGGAAAAACUACAAACUGAGCAGUUGUUCCAGAGCAGUUUCUCCCAAAGAAAUUCCACAUCUGGAAUUAUGGUGGUAAUGAUUGGAGCCUCAGGGGUUGGGAAAACAACAAUGGUGCAAAAGAUUGUUUAUGACUGGGCCAUGGAGAAAAUAUACCCUCAAUUUCAAUUUGUUUUCAGUUUUAACUUCCGGGAUUUGAACACUAUUAACGAGAGAAUAAACCUGAGGAAGCUGAUACAGAGUCAGUAUCCUUACUUUGGGGAUGUUCUGGGAGAAGUCUGGAAAAACCCUGAGGGAUUGCUGUUUAUAUUCGAUGGUUUGGAUGAAUUCAAGGGCAAAAUUGAUUUUUCUGACAAUCAGGGAAAUACAGAAUCUCCGUUUAUGUGCACAGAUCCUGAGUGUUGGUGUGAUGUGUCUGACAUUGUGUACAGUUUAAUCCAGCACAAGUUACUCCCAGGAUGUUCGGUGUUAGUAACCACUCGUCCCACUGAGUUACAUUUAUUGGAAAAGGCUGAGAUCAGUGUUGUCUGGACAAUCCUGGGGUUUGUUGGAGAUGCACAGAAGGAAUAUUUCAACAAGUUUUUUGAUGAUCAGAAAGUGGCAGCAGCUGUUUUUAAGCACAUAGAAGAGAAUGAGAUCCUGUACACCAUGUGUUACAGCCCUUUGUUCUGCUGGAUCCUCGGUCUGUCACUGGGUCCCUUUUUCACAGAAAAGGACAGGAAACAGCAAUAAGUUCCCGAGACCAUCACCCAGCUGUAUUCCUACUAUAUUUAUAACAUUCUCGAACACCAUGGCCGAGAGAUUGAAGAUCCCCGUGAUGUGUUACUGAAGCUUGGUGAGAUGGCCUUCACUGGAGUGUCUGAGAAGAAGAUUGUGUUUCGAAAUGGUGAUUUGAUCCAGUACAAUCUACAACCGUCCCAGUUCCUGUCUGGGUUCCUGAUGGAACUUUUGGAGAGAGAUGUCUCAGUCCAGAGUGUGGUUUACACCUUCCCACAUCUCACCAUCCAAGAGUUUGUAGCUGCACUUGCUCAUUUCCUGUCUGCAGAUCCUGAGGAUAUCCAGAGUCUCAGUGAGGAGGAUGGUCGAUUUGAUAUAUUUCUCCGUUUUGUUGCUGGUCUCUCCUCUCCACAGGCAGCUAAACCCCUGCAGCGUUUUCUGGGUCGGUUUCCCCAUCCAACAACCUGUCGAGUGAUUGACUGGGUGCAGCAGAAGGUUAAAAGUCAGAUUAAAAACACAGCAAGUCCAAAUGACAAAAAGAAUAUGUUGCACUACUUGUUUGAGACUCAGAAUAAAGCAUUGACUCAGAUCGUACUCGGUUCUGCAGAAAUCCUUACGUUCCGUGGGCUGGUCCUGAAACCAGUUGACUGUGCAGUCCUGUCUCACCUCAUUGGACUAUGUGAUUUAAUACAAGAACUUGACUUGCAAUUCUGCAGCAUUGAGUGUGCAGACCUUCAGCAACUGAUACCUACUCUUCACAAGUGUCAGGUGGUGAGACUGCGGGGCAAUAAACUUGGAGAUUCAGGAGUAAAACAGCUGGCUCUGGCUCUCGGGAAACCGGACUGUAAAAUACAGAAAAUUGAUCUUUGGGAUGUUGGUCUCACAGAUUCUUGCACUAAGGAUCUCCUCUCUGCCAUCAGUGUAAACCAGUCAGUUAUGUAUCUGAACCUGGGAUCAAACUCCUUCACAUGCCAAUCUGUCCCCACUCUCUGCCAACUCAUACGGAAGUGCAGGAAUCUGAAACAAAUCUGGCUGGUGGAGAACUCCUUCACGUCACCCGGACAACUGAAGUCAUUGCAGGAUAUGAGACCUGGGCUGAAAGUUACAGUGUAAACAUUUCCAUUAAUAAACAUCACUCCUUUCAUCACAGCAACAUUCUCGUCCCUCCCUUUAAAUGGCUGUACUUGGAGUUGAAAUCUUAUUCGCUGUUUCCCAGCCUCCAGUUUGAGCUCAGUCAGGGUGUGAGUGAGUACUACGUUCAGUGCCUCGGAAUUAUCCUACUGUUUCCCUCAGUGUGUCAGAAAGUUACAUCAACGAUUCAAGUAGACAGACCAAGAACAACUUUUUGGGCAAUUUCAGCUGACAUUAAACUGUUAAAUUGAGCAUGUUAUUAAACUGAAAGAGAGCAGAAAAACUUUACAAGACUGUUGCCUGGACUGAACAGACUGAGUUACGGGGAGAGGUUGAACAAGCUCGGACCUUUUUUUGUACAGUGUAGGAGACUGAGGAACGGUACCUUUUUAUAGAGGUGCAUACGAUCAUGAGAGGCACGGAUAUGAUGAAUGCACUCAGUCUUUUUCCCAGGGUUGGGGAAUCGAAGACUAGACAGCAUU
This is a messenger RNA of Chiloscyllium plagiosum (whitespotted bambooshark), 2784 nucleotides long. NCBI's taxonomy places the organism in Eukaryota, Metazoa, Chordata, Chondrichthyes, Orectolobiformes, Hemiscylliidae. The record is from RefSeq and is a predicted model, not a curated record.